Fraxinus pennsylvanica is the source of this 1392-nucleotide messenger RNA. Lineage: Eukaryota; Viridiplantae; Streptophyta; Magnoliopsida; Lamiales; Oleaceae. The record is from the annotation of a GenBank genome assembly.
AUGUGGAAUGCGCCCCCGGGUUUCAGACCUACUAAAUCAGCUCCUUCAUCGCCAGCCAAGCCUCUUGGGAUUUCGCGAACUCGGUCUGAGUCAUUUCACGUCACGUACAAAGUCCCAGUUGGUGACACCCCCUAUGUACGAGCCAAAAAUGUUCAAUUAGUGGAUAAAGAUCCAGAGAGAGCAAUACCGCUGUUUUGGGCAGCAAUUAAUGCAGGAGAUAGAGUGGAUAGUGCUCUGAAAGAUAUGGCCAUUGUGAUGAAGCAGCAAAAUAGGGCUGAAGAAGCCAUUGAAGCAAUUAAGUCGUUGCGCCAUCGCUGUUCAGAUCAAGCUCAAGAGUCCCUUGACAAUAUUUUAGUUGACCUUUACAAGAGAUGUGGAAGAUUAGAUGAUCAAGUAGCAUUGUUGAGGCACAAAUUGUAUCAAAUUCAGCAAGGAAUGGCUUUCAACGGGAAGCGCACCAAGACUGCAAGAUCCCAGGGGAAAAAGUUUCAAGUGUCCGUGGAGCAAGAGGCCACUAGAUUGCUGGGGAACUUAGGAUGGGCAUUGAUGCAGCAAAACAAUUACAUUGAAGCAGAGGAUGCUUACAGGAGGGCCCUAUUGAUUGCACCAGACAAUAACAAAAUGUGCAAUCUCGGCAUUUGUUUGAUGAAACAGGGGAGAAUAGACGAGGCGAAAGAGACUCUUAGAAGAGUGAAACCAGCAAUGGCUGAUGGUCCUAGAGGUGUAGAUUCCCAUCUCAAGGCCUAUGAGAGAGCACAGCAAAUGCUUCGAGAUCUGGAAUCUGAAUUAAUAAAUAAGAGCGGGGAUAGGGUCGAACAGAGUAAACUGUUUGAUGCAUUUCUGGGCUCUUCUGCAAUUUGGCAGCCUCAGCCUUGCAAGGAGCCUAUCAAAAAAUUUUCUAAAUCUGAAAACGAAUUUCCCGAUGAGAAUGUCAACACUAACAUCAUAACAAACCCGGUGGUUCCCCCCGUACAAAAAAGUUUCAAGCAAGCUGUUUCUUGGGGAAAUUCACUCAAUAUCGAUGCACCACCAUUCUUUUCGUCGAAAUUUGCCAUGCAAUUCCCAGAGAGCCUUAAGAGAACGAGGUCUGGAAAUGCAGCAAAUUCAAGUUUAAAUGAAAUGGGAGGAAAGCAAAUGAUGUCUUUUGCAGAGCCGGAAAAUAAAAUGCAAAAGCCGGCUUCUUCACUGGAGAAAACAGAAGAUAAGUGGGCAGGUUUGCUUCCGGACAGUGAGGAUUUUGAGAAUGCAAUUAUCGCUGCGGUUUUGGGUUCCGACAGUGAAACCAAAAGGGCAGAGGAAACAAGAAAUGAUACUGGAUUUCCUCAAAGGAAGGUUGACAAAAGGCUAAAAGUUUUUCAGGACAUUACACUGUCUUUGAGUCCGAGGACGUGA